Chrysoperla carnea is the source of this 4743-nucleotide messenger RNA. RefSeq names its product tetratricopeptide repeat protein 39B-like. NCBI's taxonomy places the organism in Eukaryota, Metazoa, Arthropoda, Insecta, Neuroptera, Chrysopidae. The coding region runs from base 331 to 2079 and encodes 582 amino acids. The record is from RefSeq and is a predicted model, not a curated record. The transcript has 8 exons. Gene Ontology annotation, molecular function: protein binding.
ACAAAUAAAUAUACAUGCGACUAGCGAGGCGAGCAACGACUACGACUGCGUAUACUCUUUGCUUUUAUAUCACAUCACAAAUGAUAUUAGUCUGACAGUGACAUUUCAUUCGCAACAGCACGGAGCACCCACUUAUCUAUUGUUGGAUAAAUUUUAUCUCUAAAAUAAUAUUUACAUUUCGAUUUAGUAGUGCUGAUUUCAAAAACAAACUUAAAACAGUUAACGGUACAAAAUUUGCAGUGUGUUUAUGCCAGUGCGUGUAUUAUUCCCUAAAUAAAUCAAAAAAAGACCCAUAUUUUUAAAAUAGUGUGAUUGUGAUUUAAAUAAAAAAUGACAACCGUUGAGGAAUUGGAUAAUUCUGAUUUCGAAAAUGAUGAUUUUGAAGACGCAUGCGACAUUCCAAAUGACAUUCCUGAAGAAAUUAACUUAACAGAAGCAAUUAUUGAAGCUCAAACUGCGAUACAAUAUUUUUUUAAUAAUCAGUUUAAUGAAGCUAAACAGAUUAUGCAGCCACGAGCAAAAGCAAGUAUUUAUCAUGCCGUUGGAAAUUGUGUUUUUGCAUUUUUGGAAGCAAUGCUUACAUUUGAGCAUGCUCAUAUUGUGGAAGCAAGUAACGCAUUAAAAUUAUGUUUGGCUGUGUGUAAUCGCCAUCGAAAGAAAUCAUCGUUAGCGCAAAAUAUAACAAAAAUGGUCAAGAAAACCGAUUAUGAUUCAUAUUCAGAACUUGAGGUUCACGCUGAAUUAUGUUACGCUGAAACACUAUUGCUAAAAGCGAUGUUAACCUUUGUGGAAGAUGAAACUUUAAGUAGCUUCAUUCGAGGUGGUCUUAAAAUUCGUUCGUGUUUUAACUCUUAUAAGGAAUGUAAAAUUAUUCUGGAUAACCGAGAAUGGAGUAAAUGUGAAACAAAGGAACACAUCGAAAGUGGAGUUUGUAUGGGAAUUGGAGCUUUUAAUCUAAUGAUAUCUAUGCUUCCAAGUCGUAUUAUCAAAUUAUUAGAAAUUAUUGGAUUUUCUGGAGAUAAAAAAAUAGGUAUGGCAAAUUUAGAAGCUGGUUAUCGAAUGACAAAUGGAAUUCGUCAAAUUCUAUGUGUGAUGACCCUUCUAGGGUAUCAUUUAAUCGUAAUGUUUGUGCUAAGCCAUCAAGAUGGCGAUCUACAAAUGUGCGAAGAAAUACUUAAAGAACAAUUAGCAAAAUAUCCAAAAGGUGUAUGGUUCCUAUUUUUUAAAGGUCGUUUAGAAUUCUUGAAGGGUAAUUUGGAUGAAGCAACCAAAUGGUAUGCACAAUCUUGGCAUUCCCAGAAUCACUGGACACAAUUUCAUCAUUUAUGUUUUUGGGAAUUGUUAUGGGUGUCUUGUUGUAAAUUGGAAUGGAAAGAGGCAAGCAAAUAUGCUGGUAUGCUUGUGGAACAAAGUCGAUGGUCCAAAACAAUUUACAGUUAUCAACGAGCGGCCAUUAUAUGUAUGUUUAAUGAUAAAACUGAAAAUGAUAAAGUUACCAUCAUCAACUUAUUAAAAGAUGUGCCAAAAUAUAAACAAAGAAUUGCUGGUAAAUCAUUACCAAUGGAAAAAUUUGCCGUGAAAAAAGCUGAACGUUACUUCGAACAAAAUAAUUCGUUAGUUCUUCCCGCAAUUGAAUUAAUGUUCUUAUGGAACUUCUUUAAAAUCUUCCGUAAAAAUUUCAAAAUGGCAAACGCUACUUAUAAGAUCAUUGAAAAAGAAAUCCAAAAUAUCAAUUCUUUGGAAAACAAAACAAAAUAUUAUGCUGACAAUCGAGCACUUUUGUUGUUGUUGAAAGGUGCUUGUCUUCGACAAAUGCGAGCACCUUUACAAGCUUUAGAAUGUUUAGAAGUGGUUGUGUCCUUACAAAAAGAAAUCAAAGAAGAUACGUAUAUUGUUCCCUAUGCAAUCGUCGAAAUUGGUAUGCUUGCCUUCGAAGAUGGUGAUUAUGAAAAGGCUAUGUUAGCUUUUGAUGAUGCCAGGAAAAAGUACACAAGUUACUCAUUAGAAUCAAGACUACAUUUUCGUAUUCAUACAGCGUGUACAGCUAUCAAAGAAAAAUCAACUUCAUCAAUUCAUUAAAGGAAAGAAAAUUCACAUGAAAAUAUAUUUGAUUAUAUCUAGUCAGGGAUUUUUACACGGUUUUCAUAUAAUCAAUUCAAAUUUUAAAAGUGAUAUUUAAAAUACAGGAAAAUUUAUUAAUGUUAGUGACAAACCAGAAAGAAAUACUUUUGAGGACAGUUUUCCGACAUCGAAAACUCAAACAAAUAAACCAUAAAAAAAAAUGUAUAAUUUUUUUUAAUUCAGACAGUUUCAACUAAUGUGAUUUGGCUAUUAAAAAUUUGUUCGUCGCCCCAAACCAAUUUUUGUUACGUUUCAGCAUCUCUAAUAAAGGCCAGUCUUUCAAAUUUUUUAUAAGUUACCAAAUUAACCCUCUAGUAAUACAGUUUUUUAUGGUCCACCCAUGUACAUUAUCACGUGAUACUCACUUAACCUACUUUUAAAUAGUUAAAAAAAUUUGUUUAGUUAGAAACUAUCCAUAAAAAGUUGCGCCAAAUUCGUCUUAUUUAACUGUCGCUCCCCCUCUGCAAUCCCCACAUUUUCCGCAAUUCCUCCUAACAAUUAUAAUUGGCAACGAACUACGGACAACACGGUUCCUUGAAGCCACGACACUUUGUCACGCUUCUUAACCCUCUCUUCCCUUGUUGGGGUGACGUAUUUUAUUAAUAAUCGAACCAAGAACAUAUAUAUAUACAUGAGGGCGUGAAACUCGAGUGGAGAGCGUAGCAGGAAAAAAACGCCUGUCUUGUUGCGUACUUUGUACUGCGUAUCAGUCUUUUUUUCUCUCGUUCGAGAGAAAGACAGCCAGAUAGGCAACGUAAAUUCAGCCACGGGCGCUUAUAGUUCGGCUUAAGAGGUUUCAUGUCCUUAUUAUAUAUGUUCUUAUUAUAUAAGACUUUAUUUUUAUUUCCGCUCCAGUUCCGCUCCACUCCGGGGGGAAGGAUGUAAUAAACUUAUGUAUACGGGUAUGGAAUUCAUAUAUGUAAUACUCCUAUAUUGUCCGCAAAGCGCGGGCAAAAAUAUCACAAUGCAGACGAUAUAUUUCUCUCAUUCGAUUGACGCAGGACCAUGACUGUUUCGCGCAUGCGUGACUUCAUGGCCAAUAGUAUUCGCGGCACGAUAUAAAAUAGCACACAGCUCUGUCUUGCUUGUUUCCGGCGGUCCCUCUAAUAGAGGAACAUAGGGCGCUGGCAAUAUAAGAGUAUUACAUAUAUGAAUUCAAAGUAUUUCAAUUAUGAGGACUGUAUAGUGUUGUCACCUUAAAUUUCCGGGAAGUCGGAUAAUAAGCCAAAUUAAUCAAAUGGAUGUUUUAUAUCCCCAGUUUUUCCAUUAUUAAUAACUAAAUAAAUAUCUUUCUAAUAAUAUUAAAAAAUAAGCUGCUUAGAACGGUCCAAUUUACCCGAAUAUGAAACAAAUAAUCAAAACAUAUCUAUAUUUAUUGAACUCUGAACGAUUUAUGUUGAUAUUUGGAGUCGGGAGAAACUACAUGGAACUGUACCGUUCCCACUACCAAAUACCAGAUGCCACAUCGGCACGAAUAUGAAACGGCUUUAUCAAAUUUACAAAACAAAAAUGAGAUCACAGUAUUUAUAGGUAAUACCAGCCAAAGAAGAAAAAAAAUUAAAUAUUCUUAAAAAUACUGUGAUCAAAUUCAUAUGUUAACAUACAGAUAAUACCAUAGAGCUACAAAGUCGUCGCCAAAAGGAAAGUCACAUGAGAAAGAGACAGAUAUAGUAGGCGCAUAUAGCUGUAGAGAGACAAAAACUUUGGCGAAAACGCAUUUCCGGACGGGGUGCCAAAAAUUAACUCGAAACACUCGAUAUUUGCAGUAAAGAUGUGUUUCCGAAUGUCUAACAAAUGCUUCGCGUUCUGGCAGUAUUUCCUGUGACAACAGCGACGAAUGCACGCUCCUCUUCAACAUUACGUCAUCUCAAAACAUACCUUAGAUCGACAAUAUCAGAAGAUCGGUUAAACGGCUAAGUCCUCACUCAAUAUACAUCGCGGUGUAGAGGUCAAUGCACACAGAGUUUUGGAAAAGUAAUUCUGUACUUCGCAAGAAUUAACCUACCGAACAAAAGUUUGAACCCCUUCCUUGAAUAAUUCCUGUGCUCGAGUCUGGGUUAUCUUAUAUGCCUACAAUUUCUAUAUCUUUCUACCUCUCUCACUUCAGUCAAGAAUUCACUUAUUACGUUUCCUAUGUCUGUAUAGUUCUAUGGUAUUAUCUCUAUGAAUAUUAUAUAUAAUUAUUUAAGCUACCAUAAAUAUAUUCAAUAUCAUCCGCCAUUUUGAAUCCAAUGUCAUAAAACUAUUUGUCUUCUUUAAGGAUUCGAUGAAAGAAAGAAGGCAUGUGCGCCCGCAGAAUUUUUUUUAAAGUGAUAUAUUUAUAAACUUCAAAUUUCAAGCGCUGAAAGUUUUAUAUUUAAAAAUUGGAAAUAAAAUGGCGACUGAUACCAUGUUAUCUUAACUUCAGUUGUGUAUUCUUGUAAAAAUCAAUCGAUAUUACUCAGAGCUAGAUAAUCGUAAUGUACAACUCAAGUUACGAUUAUUCACUGUUUAUUUAAAUCAAUUGGCUGAUUUUUCAGCUACAGCAUUUGUUUUGAUAGUAAAACCUCAUUAAAUCCCCCUAUUCACGCGUUUUCUGAACGUCUGACGCAUUUGAAUGAGGUUUUACUAUUUGUAUUUUUU